Molecule: messenger RNA, 2312 nt
Organism: Sander lucioperca (pikeperch)
Lineage: Eukaryota; Metazoa; Chordata; Actinopteri; Perciformes; Percidae
Exons: 1
Coding region: 1-2184 (727 amino acids)
Source: RefSeq, a predicted model, not a curated record
AUGAUAAUAAGACUGUUGUGUGUUGAAGCCAAGAUCUUCUUCAGUGCUGUCUCCAACCGGCUGUGCACCUUCCUCUCAAAGAACAGGUUUAUCGACACAUCAGUUCAGAAAGGGGGAAUUGCAGGAAUGCCUGGAUGCUUGGAACAUACAGGUGUGGUGACGCAGCUCAUCAGAGAGGCCAGAGAGAACAAGGGCAAUCUUUCAGUGCUCUGGCUUGAUCUGGCAAAUGCAUAUGGCUCAAUACCACACAAGCUUGUGCAGCUCACUCUGACAAAACAUCACGUCCCCAGCAGAGUUAGAGACCUCAUCGCUGACUAUUACAACAACUUCAGGAUGAGAACCUCUUUAGGAGCAGUGACAUCAGGCUGGCACAAGAUCGAGAUCGGAAUUAUCACGGGCUGUACCAUCUCCGUAAUUCUGUUCUCUCUGGCCAUAAAUAUGCUCACAAAGUCUGCUGAACCAGAGUGUAGAGGGCCCAAGACGAAGUCAGCUCAACGCCAGCCACCAAUAAGAGCAUUUAUGGAUGACCUCACAGUCACCACAGAGUCAGUCCCAGGCUGCCGGUGGAUUCUAAAGGGUCUCGAAAAGCUAAUGGAGUGGGCACGGAUGUGUUUCAAACCAGCCAAGUCAAGAUCAAUGGUGCUGAGAAGAGGAAAGGUGGAUGACAAGUCCCGGUUCAGCGUCGCAGGGGUAACAAUCCCAACCGUCACUGAGGAGCCUGUUAAGAGCUUAGGCAAGGUGUUUGACAGCACCCUGAGGGACGCAGCAUCCGUCCGAUCAACCUGCACUGAGCUGGACGGAUGGCUGAAGUCAGUGGACCGGUCUGGAUUGCCAGGGAAGUUCAAAGCUUGGCUAUACCAGCAUGGCAUUCUUCCCAGGAUCCUGUGGCCACUCCUCAUCUAUGAAGUGCCAAUCUCGACUGUGGAAACCUUAGAGAGGAAGGUCAGCAGCCACCUUAGAAAAUGGCUGGGGCUUCCAAAAAGUCUAAGCAGCAUCGCACUCUAUGGGCAUCGCAACAAACUGCAACUGCCACUCAAGUCCUUGGAAGAGGAGUUCAAGGUAACGAGAGCCAGGGAAGUGUUGCAAUAUAGAGACUCAAGCGAUCCAAAGGUGGCAAAGGCUGGGAUUGAAGUGAGGACUGGUCGGAAGUGGAAGGCUGAGGGGGCUGUUCGACAAGCAGAGGCAAGAUUACAUCACAACAGGCUGGUGGGAGUGGUAACAAGAGGCAGGGCUGGACUGGGUUCCUUUUCAACUCCCCACAUUGACACCACCAAAGGGAAGGAAAGGCGCCGCCUAGUCCAGGAGGAGGUAAGAGCAGUGGUAGAGGAGGAGAGAACCUGCAGGACAGUGGGAAUGAGGCAACAGGGUGCCUGGAUACGAUGGGAGAAUGCGAUCGAGAGGAAGGUGACAUGGGCGGAGUUGUGGAAGGCAGAGCCACAGCGGAUCAAGUUUCUCGUCCAGGCGGUAUAUGAUGUGCUUCCCAGCCCAUCAAACCUUCACAUAUGGGGCAAAGUGGAGUCACCAGCAUGUACACUGUGCUCCAAGCGUGGAACCCUAGAGCACAUUCUGAGCAGCUGCUCAAAGGCACUGGGAGAGGGAAGGUACAGGUGGAGACAUGACCAGGUGCUGAAGGCCAUUGCUGAAGCCAUUGCCGCAGGAGUUGAGUGGGCCAAACGUUCCCGCCCCUCCAGGCAAGCCAUUACCUUUAUUAGAGCUGGAGAGCAACCAAGACCAGCUGCAAAAACAUCUGCAGGCAUCCUGGCCACUGCGAGAGACUGGCAGCUGUUGGUGGACCUGGAGCAGCAACUCAAGUUCCCCAACCACAUUGUGACCACCACCUUAAGACCAGAUGUUGUUCUCUUGUCUGAAUCCACCAAACAAGUGGUUCUGUUGGAGCUAACAGUCCCUUGGGAAGACCGUUUGGAAGAGGCCUUUGAAAGGAAGCUUGCCAAGUAUGAGGGACUGGUUAGCGAGUGUCGACAAGCCGGAUGGAGAGCAAGGUGUCUCCCAAUAGAGGUUGGAAGCAGGGGCUUUGCAGCCCGAUCACUGUUCAGAGCCUUCAGCGUGUUAGGCAUCGAUGGAGUGAGAAGGAGAAGAGCCAUCCACAAUACCACCGAAGCGGCAGAAAAAGCCUCAAGAUGGCUAUGGCUAAAGAGAGAAGAUCCUUGGGGGCAGAGUAGCUAGAUUCGCCAACUGGACACAAGCUGGGGUCUGAUCAGCCUCAGCUGGGUCGCCUGGAGGAGGGUGUAUGAUGUUGAAAGACCCAAAACACCCAAUGAUUCCAGGAACAUCACUGAAGAUGUGUCCAGUAG